AUGGAGGAUAGCCACUUCCCUUCUCUUCUCAACACAGCCUUUCUGCUAUGUUUGAUCCCCACCAGCAGCCUCAAACAACUCCACUUUGGGCACUGCGUGGUUUCUGUGAAUAUGUAUGAAAUACAGAAGGGCUUUGGAGAGAUCAAAGAAAUGACUUCUGAAGAGAGGUGUUGCUUCUUUCAGUACUUGUUGAAAUUCUACCUGGCCAAUGUCUUCAGUCAAUGCAGGGAAGGAAGCAACUUUCAUCAAAGGAGGGUCAGCCGGAUUGCCAACAACUUCCUCAGCAUCAAAAAGGAGCUGACUCUCUGUGAUACUGUCACAACAUGUCCUUGUGGGAAGGAAGCCAGUCACAAAUAUGAACAAAUCCUGAAACAAUUUCAGAAGAUGGACUCUCACUCUGCAGCACUGAAAGCACUUGGGGAGCUUGAUAUCUUGCUGGACUGGAUUGACAAGGCUGAAUAG
Messenger RNA from Hemicordylus capensis (graceful crag lizard), 462 nucleotides. It is a transcript of the gene IL20, whose product is annotated as interleukin 20. The transcript is spliced from 4 exons. The coding region runs from base 1 to 462 and encodes 153 amino acids. The record is from RefSeq and is a predicted model, not a curated record. NCBI's taxonomy places the organism in Eukaryota, Metazoa, Chordata, Lepidosauria, Squamata, Cordylidae.